UUCACGUCACCGCUGUUUUGAUAAAAAGUAAUUUCUUUGAUUCACAAUUUUUUCCAAUUUAAGUUGCAGUCCGGCAAUCUGUUUCCACAUUUCUUCGGUGUAGCGACAAAUGCGGUAAUUGUUGGCUCGGCAAUCCAAACUAGACGGAAGUGAGAAAUAAAAUCUGAAACUAAACAAAAAAAUAAAAAAUAACAACUUCCCCCCUAAAAACACAACAACGUUGGUCAGGCUGGCUGCUGCUGCUGAACAACUCUAACUGCCAUCCAUUUCUUUUGACAAGUUGCUGUUGCUUGUAAACACUUGUUGUGAAAGUUUUUCUUCGUUUACUGGACCUGUUAAGCGUGUGUGUCGCGUAGUGUGUGUGUUUUAUUUUAUUUUGAACUGCUUCUAGUUUAUUUUUGUGGCUGGAAGACGUCCAUGUUUGCUUUUUAAACAAACAACAAGAAGAAAUUUUGUUGCUAAAUAAAGUGUUAACAAUUUUACUUUUGCAAAUUAAAUCAAAUAAUACCAACUACUCUGACAAAAUGUUUGCAAAGCGUUCACAUUUGUUAAAUAAUGUUAAUUUACAUAACAACAACAACAAUAAUAAUGGAAAUGCAAAAUGUCAUCAUGAUCAUGGAAAAUGUACAGAUUCGUGCCUUCAAGUUGCCACAAAUGUCACCGAACAAAAACAUCAUGUCACCCGUGAGAUUCGUGGCAAAAAUCUUGGCUUAUGCCGAGGUUUCCGUGGUUGCACAGUUUGGUUGACUGGUCUGAGUGGGGCUGGUAAGACAUCCAUAGCCUUUGAAUUGGAAGCCUAUUUGGUGUCGAGAGGCAUCCCAGCCUAUGGUCUUGAUGGUGACAACAUUCGUACUGGCCUUAAUAAAAAUUUGGGAUUCACGCCAGCUGAUCGUGAAGAGAAUAUUCGCCGUGUUGGUGAAGUUGCCAAGUUGUUUGCCGACAGUGGAGUGGUGGCCAUCUGUAGUUUUGUCUCACCCUUUGCCGAUGAUCGUGAAAUGGCUCGUAAAAUCCAUAAGGAUGCCGAUUUGAAAUUUUAUGAAAUUUUCGUCGACACUCCCUUGAAUGUGUGUGAGUCACGCGAUGUCAAGGGUCUCUACAAGAAGGCCAGAGAGGGUGUUAUCAAAGGUUUCACCGGCAUUACCCAGGAAUACGAAAAACCCGAGAAACCAGAACUGAUUGUCAACACUGAUGGCUUCACCAUCAAGGAAUCGACACAAAAAGUCAUUGCUCUGCUGGAGGAGGAAGGCAUUAUUCCCAAGACCCUCAGAGAUGUGGAAAAACUGCCCGAACUUUAUGUUCAAGAUUCGGUCAAAGAGGCUAUCAUCAAUGAGGCCAAAUCAUUGCCCUCAGUCCCCAUUACUCAGGUUGAAUUGCAGUGGUUGCAAGUAUUGGCCGAAGGUUGGGCAUACCCCUUGAAGGGUUUCAUGCGCGAAGAUGAAUAUCUGCAAACGUUGCAUUUCAAUUCCAUUCUGACGGAAGAAGGUGCCUUCAGGGAAAAUCAAUCGGUGCCAAUUGUUUUGUCGGUCAGCACUGAAAACAAGGAAAAAUUGGAUGGUGUUUCAGCCAUUACACUAAACUAUGAGGGCAAGCCCGUGGCAAUUUUGAGAAAACCCGAAUUUUUCUAUCACCGCAAGGAGGAACGUUUGUCACGUCAAUUCGGCACAAGUCAUCCCAAUCAGCCAUACAUUAAGAUGGUCAUGGAAUCGGGUGAUUGGUUAGUUGGUGGCGACUUGGAUGUUAUCGAACGCAUUCGAUGGAACGAUGGUCUGGACCAGUAUCGUUUAACACCAAAUGAGUUGAGAGAGAAAUUCACUGAAAUGAAAGCUGAUGCUGUUUUUGCAUUCCAACUCCGCAACCCAAUCCACAAUGGCCACGCUUUGCUAAUGCAAGAUACCAAACGUCAGCUGUUGGAACGCGGUUUCAAAAAACCAGUUCUACUUCUUCACCCUCUGGGCGGUUGGACCAAGGAUGAUGAUGUACCAUUGCCCGUCCGAAUGGCCCAACACCAAGCCGUUCUCGAUUCGGGCGUACUGAGUCGUGAUGAUACCGUCUUGGCUAUUUUCCCAUCACCCAUGAUGUAUGCCGGCCCCACUGAGGUGCAAUGGCAUGCCAAGGCACGCAUGAAUGCUGGUGCCAAUUUCUAUAUUGUUGGACGGGAUCCAGCUGGUAUGCCACAUCCCGACAAAGAAAUGUAUCCCGAUGGCAAUUUGUAUGAUGCCACACAUGGUGCUCGGGUACUGAAAAUGGCUCAAGGUUUAGAUAGUAUGGAGAUUUUGCCCUUCCGUGUGGCUGCCUAUGACAAGAGUGUCUCACGCAUGGCCUUCUUUGAACCCAAACGUAAAGAGGAAUUUGAAUUUAUCUCAGGUACAAAAAUGCGCACACUAGCCAAGACUGGUGCCAAUCCUCCCGAUGGCUUUAUGGAACCCAAAGCCUGGAAAAUUCUAGCUGAAUACUAUCAGUCGUUAAGCAAACAAUAGUAACAGUAAUUCUAGUUGUACGAUUUUCAGCAACAUUUCUAUUUUCUAAAACAAAAGUAUCAUUUUAAGUGCAAUUCUUUUACAAAAGAAACUAACAACUACUAUCAGUAACUUCUUUACACACACACAAAAAAAAUAUUGACUAUUUUAUAUUUAUGUAUAUAUGAGUGAAGAUAUAUACUUCCUAUUUUUAAACAUUACCAUUAGUUUUAAGAGCCAGCAAACGUAUUUUGUGUUCUAUUAGUAGUUUAUAGUUUGUAAUGUGAGCAAAAUUUGUGAAUUUGAAAAUGCUAUCGAAAUCCGACAACAAGGCUAUAUACUUACCUAAUAUCCAUUGUCAGCCAGUCUAUGCAUGUCUUUUUGUCUACAAACAAACAGCAUUUUCCAAAUGUGUGCUUUUUGUCAUAUGUUUAAACGUAGGAUUCUAAUAGUUUAUUCGAUAUUUGUACAGCCAGACCUAGUACAAAACAAAAAUGUGAAAAGGCCAAACUCAACAUCGAUGUCAAAUGAACGAAAGAGCUGUACAAACAAAACAAAUUUCUUGUACAUAUUUUAUAUAGAAAAUAUCUGUUAUAAACGUUUUUUUUUUAAACAAUAAAGUUUUAUUAUUUAAUGAAAA
This is a messenger RNA of Musca domestica (house fly), 3096 nucleotides long. It is a transcript of the gene Papss, whose product is annotated as bifunctional 3'-phosphoadenosine 5'-phosphosulfate synthase. Bases 525 to 2477 code for a protein of 650 amino acids. Gene Ontology annotation, molecular function: ATP binding; sulfate adenylyltransferase (ATP) activity; adenylylsulfate kinase activity. Lineage: Eukaryota; Metazoa; Arthropoda; Insecta; Diptera; Muscidae. Gene Ontology annotation, biological process: 3'-phosphoadenosine 5'-phosphosulfate biosynthetic process; sulfate assimilation. The transcript is spliced from 5 exons. The record is from RefSeq and is a predicted model, not a curated record.